UCUGUGAUGCACGGCGCGUACGAUUUCCCAGCGGGAAUAUACUGCUUAAAAACGGUGAAGAGAGAAAGAGAGAAAGAGAGAGAGAGCGAGAGAGAGAGCAAAGAGGACCUGAGCAAGAACCACCACCUCCACUACAACAAAAACAACUAUAAAAGCAAUAAAAACAGCAGCAACAAACAGCAUAAACAAAAGAAGUUAAUCAAUUAGAAAUAGCCUUCGCAGCCCCGCCCGCCCAA
Aplosporella prunicola CBS 121167 is the source of this 236-nucleotide messenger RNA. RefSeq lists its product as uncharacterized. NCBI's taxonomy places the organism in Eukaryota, Fungi, Ascomycota, Dothideomycetes, Botryosphaeriales, Aplosporellaceae. Bases 7 to 207 code for a protein of 66 amino acids. The record is from RefSeq and is a predicted model, not a curated record. The transcript has a single exon.